AAAGCGAUAAAUUGAUACUAAAAGAUGUGAUUCUAAUGGAUGGCAACUAUUCUUCGGGAGACACAACACAUGGAUAUAAUUUUCUUCUCUUUAAUAGUUUGCUUUCAAACGACGGAAAACUAGACCAAUCAGUUAUCGAUGACGUCUCUCCCGAUGACCCGGCUAUCAUCAUGUUUACCUCGGGAACCACAGGCAAACCUAAAGGGGCUUAUUUAUCACACUUUACAUUAGUGAACAAUGCAUUGCUCACCAAGGAGAGUUUCGAUUUCGGUGAACCCAUUUCGAUGUUAAUUCCCCUCCCAUUCUUCCACUCGUUUGCCGCAGUCUUAGGCAAUAUAUCGAUGACUGCCGUUCCCUUUACAUCAGGU
Molecule: messenger RNA, 368 nt
Organism: Oppiella nova
Lineage: Eukaryota; Metazoa; Arthropoda; Arachnida; Sarcoptiformes; Oppiidae
Source: the annotation of a GenBank genome assembly